UCUAUUUUUUAUUUGGCGAUGCUGAAGAGCAGCAAAUAUAAGUAAAUUAAAAGCAAGAAAACCAGUAUUUGAGUAAAUUGUGAUUUAAGACAAAGCAAACAAAAUAAAAGGAGCAAAGCUGAGUGUACAAAAAGAACGCAAAAGAAUUUUUCUGAAGUGUUUGUAUACAGCUUAGUAAGAAGAGAAUGACGCGACACGUACCUACGCACGGGAGCAAAUCGAAUGGUAUUUAAGAAAAUUAUUCAACAAAUUUUAGUGCAAAUUUUAUGAAUUCAAAGUCAAUUAACGAAAAGUGAUUUAUAUACAAAGUUUUUUAUAUAUGUAUGUACAUACAUAUGUGUGUGUGUAUCUACCAGCGCUUUUAAGCCCACGGCAAGUACAACUGCCAGCCACGGCCUUUUGUGUAUCUUUGAAAAAAAAAAAUAAAAUAAAAAUAGGUACAAUAAUAAAAACGAAAACCAACGCUACGCAGCUGUCGUCCUUGCCACGGAAAUGUCAAAGUGCAUAGCUAUUUCCGACGCUGUAUCCGAUUGUGCCAAGUGUAUAGUUAAGUUUGUGUGUAUGUACAUAUUUGUUUACCACAAUCAGCAAAAAAAAAAAUUGUCAAACCAGCGCAACACAAGCGUCAGUGAAUUAGUUGACGCAGUGCAGAAUUCUGUUGCACAACAGUGUGAAAAGUUGCAAAAUCAAUAGAUUGCAAAACAAAAUUUCUAUCUAACGAACCCACAAAUUCUGCCACCCUCUUGCGAAAUACAGUACAACUUUUUGCGAAAGCCAUUCAACCUCCGCCUUCACAGCGUUUGUUAGCCCAGGGGCUUUGUAUUCCAGCAUUGUUAUGCUCUUCUAAGAAUCUAUAUAUGUACAUACCUGCAUACAUAACUAAGUUAAGCUGUCGCACUUGUUAUAACAAACACAAAAAUCGGUGUUAAAACAACAACUAAAUACAGCAAGUGAACUCAAAUAGCAACACUCGAAAAAUGUCUACAACAAUGCAGCAGCAGCAGCAGCCGAGUCCAAACGACGCAGACACUUCGCCCAGCAUUCACAUAUUCAACCACCCCAACAGUCACAAUGCCAACAACACUAACAUCAAAAAUGAUGCCGCCAACCUCGCAAUCACCGCCAACGUGAUACUAGUGGGUGGCGAUAACAUUGUUGCUAACGGCACUUGUGCGACCGAACAGUCACAGCAGGCAGGUCAAACACUAAUUAUUAAUUCGCAGCAACUGUUACACGAACAGCAGGAUAUUCCGGCAACGGACAGUGGUCGCGCUUCGGUAAAUGAAUUCGAUACAACAUUGGAAGAAUCAUUGCCGGCAACUGUAUUGGAAAUUACAGCCGCAGAUGAUAGUGGUUCCGGUGCAACAGCAAUAGCGACCGCAGCCAACUCGAAAGAUAUGGAAAUUCCAGCAACUAUUGUGGCGGUUGUUGCAGGCGAUGUGCAACCAAAAAGCAAGAAACAUUGCAGUACAACGGAUUUUUACGCAAGUAGCGGUUCACAAACCAAAUGGUAUUUACCACCAAUGGAAAUUUGUGCCGAUACUGCCAGUUAUAUUGUUACAUCGGCACAGCCAAGCGUUGCUGUCAACAAUGUUGUUAUCAUAUCUACCUCUGGCGGUACGGAAACAAGUCAAUUUUCGCCAAAGCCAACGACAGGUGAUGCAGGCGCAGUCGUCGUGAGCAGUCAUGUUGCUGAUGAAAC
Molecule: messenger RNA, 1702 nt
Organism: Rhagoletis zephyria (snowberry fruit fly)
Lineage: Eukaryota; Metazoa; Arthropoda; Insecta; Diptera; Tephritidae
Source: RefSeq, a predicted model, not a curated record